Molecule: messenger RNA, 2964 nt
Organism: Heterobasidion irregulare TC 32-1
Lineage: Eukaryota; Fungi; Basidiomycota; Agaricomycetes; Russulales; Bondarzewiaceae
Exons: 10
Coding region: 1-2964 (987 amino acids)
Biological process (GO): endoplasmic reticulum to Golgi vesicle-mediated transport; GPI anchor metabolic process
Cellular component (GO): endoplasmic reticulum
Molecular function (GO): phosphatidylinositol deacylase activity
Source: RefSeq, a predicted model, not a curated record
AUGGCCCGCCUGCUGUCCGCCUUCGCCCUCGCCGCCCUCGUCGCUGUCUAUGCGCUUUUCCGCGCUGCGUCAGACACCACCACGGCGCUGUCCCCUCAGGGCUGCCGCAUGUCGUACAUGGCGCCGUCAUACGUGCUCCAGCGCGCCCUCGACGCCUCGUGGUCGCCGCUCGCUGCGCGCUACAGCCUCUGGCUCUACCGCGAGGUCGUCUGGGACACCGAUGCGUCUUCACAACCCCGCGGUGCCCCCGUCCUCUUCAUCCCCGGCAACGCGGGCUCUUCCCGCCAGGUCCGCUCCAUCGCCUCCUCUGCCGCCCGACAAUUCUACACCGCCCCGCGCGUUCCCGAUCCGGGCCUCUCCUCUCGUGGUAUCAAGCCUCUCGACGUCUACGCCGUCGACUUCAACGAAGAUCUAUCUGCCCUUCACGGGCCCACACUCGCCGCGCAAGCCUCCUACACGGCCAGCGCCAUCGCAUACAUCCUCUCUCUCUACCCGCCUCACACCCCCAUUACCCUCGUUGCCCACUCUAUGGGCGGCGCCGUCGCCGUACACCUCCUUCCGCAUCCGCGCAUCGCAUCUAUUAUGACCCUGGCCACCCCACACACGCUUUCACCAGCGCGUCUGGAUCGCAGCCUCGCGCGCCUCUACGCCGCCAAUGCUCGCGCGCUUGCUGAGGCGCGCACGCCAGUGCUAUCUCUCUGUGGAGGUGCCGCAGACGGUAUGGUUGCAUCCGAAUCGUGCGUCUUGCCCAGCCCUCCGGCCUCCGAUGCCCCGUACCGCCGGACAGUAUUCACAAGCGCGCUCGAGGGCUGCUGGUCCGGCGUCGGGCACCAGGCCAUGGUUUGGUGUCACCAGGUCCGAUGGCGCGUCGCCCGCGCUGCCCUCGAGCUCGGCGCGCUCCCUCUGCCUGCCUCCAACUCGAGCACCGCCAGCUUGAGCCUUGAGCACAUGCGCAGCGCGGUGCUGGACAAAUGGCUUGCAGACAGGAACGCGCCGGCAGCGCCGCGAGACCCCGCCCCCGCUUUUUGGCAAUCGGAUGCGCACCCGCUCGGGCUCUCCCAUGCGCGCUCCGUGCUUGUCUCUAGUGCCGACUUUGCGCUGCGUGCCCCGACGGAGGUGCGCUCGUACUACGUCCCGCUGCCCGUGGAAGGCGGCUACGCGUUUGUGCUAUACGUCGCGCGGGGCACCGUCCGCAGCGUCGGGCCCCAUCAUUCCGGUGCGCUGGUUGUUGACGUUCGGCUCUGCACAGCCGUAGCACCAGGAUCGCUCCCGGCAGAAGGAUCGCCGUCGCUGCCGAAGUGCACUCCCCUUGCAGCUGACACCCUUCGAGUACUUCCGCACCCACGCCCUGGCGCCCCAUUCCCCCUCCCAAAUGAAGGAGUAGAUGAGAGCGAGGGGGUAGUGCUCUUCUCGGCGCGUGUCCCACCCGCUAUCGAAGGUGUAGACAGCGCGCAGCGAUGGGUCGUGGUGGAUGUUUUGCACGCGGACGGGAAGGGGUGGGCGGCGGGCGGAUUCGUUGAGCAGCCGGUGGUAGGGGCAGAGGCGGCGAGCGAUAUUGCCGUGCACGGUGCGUUGUGCUACCUUGUGAUGCUCUGGCGGGUGCGCACCAUGCUUGCGCUGCCGCAGCUCCUGGCGAGCGCGCUUGUCGCGUAUCGCUUGACGCCCGUUUUCGACCCGGGCGCGACUGGGUCAUGCGAUGAUGCCCUCCUCCCGCCCCUGCUUGAGCUCGCCUCCACCGUCGAAUCCCACUUUUACCCGCUCCACCCGCAUAAACGCGUCCCGCUCCUCCUGCAUGCGCACGCAGGCGCGCCAUUCCUCGCGCCGCGCACGCGGGGGCUCAGUUUGACGGUGUACGCGUACGCGCAUGCCGAUGCCGCCGACGCCAACACGAGUGCCCCCGCAUGCCGCUUGCGCGCAGUGCGCCUGCACGUCGACGCAUGGGCUACGCUCGGGCGUGCGGCAGCGCGAUAUUGGGCCGCAUGCGCAGGGUGGGCGGUCGGCGUCGUGCUGUACGCGUGGAGCGACGCGCUCGCGAAUGCGGAGCGGAGUGGCGCGAUGCCGGGCGUGGCGGCAUCACUCGAGGCGUUUGCGCGCGUGCGCGUGAGGUGGCUGCUUGGCGCAGCGCUCGUGCUCUCGUUCGUGCCGCUUCCGGAGGGAUGGUACCUUGGAAACGCGGGCGAGCCUGUGUUCGCGCCGCUCGCACCGGUCCUGCUCCUGCUCUCGACGGGCCUCGUGGGCAUGAGCUGGUACGCGCUGCGCGCGCUCAUGUGGCCGCUCGGGAAGCUGCGCAGGCUCGGCGAGAGAAAGCGCGAUGAUGCAGGUAUCCGACGCAACACUGUCGUCUCGCUCAUCCUCAUGUUCGUCCUCAUCGCCGUGGUCGUCCCGUGGCAGGUCGCCUUCCUCGGCUGCUGGAUCAUCCACCUCUUCACCUGCGCCACGACCGCCGCCCCGCUACCUACCACGCUCUCCUCACCCACCCCGCGCUCCGUCUCCCCUCCCCACCCGUCGUCACCGCCCUCGCCCCAGUGCGCGAGCCCGAGCGCACAGCGCCACGACGCGCACAACCACGCCGCGCAUGCGCUCCUCCUGAUGACCUGGCUCCUGCCGCUUGUCGCGCCCGUGCUCGUCGUCUGGGUGCGCGCGCUUGCAAGCGCGGGGUAUGCCGCGCCGUUCGCCGCUGGAGAUCGCGGCUUCUUCGCCGUCGCGCCGUUCCUCGUGCUCGUUGACUACGCGUCGUGGGCCCGCGGGCCCGUGCUCGCGCGCGCGCCGUUCGAGAGAGUCUCCGUGCGCUGGCUGCUUUCCGUGGGCGCGCUCUUCGCGUUCCUGCGCAGCGCGCGGGACACGUACGUCGUGUUCGACUGCGCCUGGGUCGCCGUCUGUGCACUCGUCGUCGUGCGCGUCGGCCCGCGGUACUGGGGCGGGACCACAUGGCCAAGCAUGCGGUGGCCAGCGCGCGGACAGUGA